AUGCCACGUUCCUUCCUGGUCAGGAGCAAGAGAACCGGCUCUCACCUGUCUCCUAGCAACCACUGCUCCGAGGCCCUUUCCAUCAACACCCUGUCUCGUAGCAACCACUGCUCCCAGGCCCCUCCCAUCAACACCCUGUCUCCUAGCAACCACUGCUCCCAGGCCCCUCUCAUCAACACCCUGUCUCCUAGCAACCACUGCUCCCAGGCCCCUCCCAUCAACAACCUGUGUCCUAGCAACCACUCCUCCCAGGCCCCUCCCUUCAACACCCUGUCUCCUAGCAACCACUCCUCCCAGACCCUUCCCUUCAACACCCUGUCUCCUAGCAACCACUUCUCCCAGGCCCCUCUCCUCAACACCAGGCCCCAGCUCCAACCCUCCCUCCAGACCCUCUGCAGGAAAGCACAUGAGACCCUGUGCUCAGGAUCAGACUUUGGGUACCCUGUCUCUUGCCCUCCUGUGACCGUCAUGGUCCUGUCGGCUGCGGCCCUCCUCGCCCCCCCCUGGGCAGCAGCCAGCAGGGAGGGCGAGCCUGACCCAGCCAGCCUGUCCAGGUUCUCCAGGGGGAGCUACAGCAGAACCAGGGAUCGUAGCUUCUCCUGCAGCGCGUGUGGAAAGGUGUUCAAACGCUCCUCCACCCUCUCCACCCACCUGCUCAUCCACUCAGACACCAGGCCCUUCCCCUGCCAGUACUGCGGCAAGCGCUUCCACCAGAAAUCUGACAUGAAGAAACACACCUUCAUACACACAGGAGAGAAGCCUCAUGUGUGCAAAGUGUGUGGAAAAGCCUUCAGCCAGAGCUCCAACCUGAUCACACACAGCCGCAAGCACGCCUGCCAGUCCUGGUUCUGCCCUCACUGCCAGAGCAGCUUCCAGUGCAGGCAGGACCUGCAGCACCACCUGCUGGAGCCCUGCGCACACAGCAACCUGCACGCCCCAAGCUCAGGAUGA
Osmerus eperlanus (European smelt) is the source of this 951-nucleotide messenger RNA. RefSeq names its product zinc finger protein Gfi-1b-like. Lineage: Eukaryota; Metazoa; Chordata; Actinopteri; Osmeriformes; Osmeridae. Gene Ontology annotation, molecular function: RNA polymerase II cis-regulatory region sequence-specific DNA binding; DNA-binding transcription factor activity, RNA polymerase II-specific. The record is from RefSeq and is a predicted model, not a curated record. The transcript is spliced from 4 exons. The coding region runs from base 1 to 951 and encodes 316 amino acids. Gene Ontology annotation, biological process: regulation of DNA-templated transcription.